Messenger RNA from Penicillium cosmopolitanum, 2178 nucleotides. Its product is annotated as putative chromatin remodeling complex subunit (Rsc9). Gene Ontology annotation, biological process: regulation of DNA-templated transcription. Gene Ontology annotation, molecular function: DNA binding. The coding region runs from base 1 to 2178 and encodes 725 amino acids. NCBI's taxonomy places the organism in Eukaryota, Fungi, Ascomycota, Eurotiomycetes, Eurotiales, Aspergillaceae. The record is from RefSeq and is a predicted model, not a curated record. The transcript is spliced from 4 exons.
AUGUCUGCUACCACACCCCAAAGAACAUCCCUGCGACAGGGCUUGCGCCAGGCCCCCAAGGUCAAUCAACCUUUCAUUCCCGACACAGCGCCGACCCGCCGUUCGCAUCACCACAGCUUUACAUCUCCCCAGCCCCAAAUGUCUCCCCAUAUGACCAUGAAUCCCGCAGCGAACCCGCAGAGUGCACACUUCGCAGUUGAUAGCUGGGAAGGGAAAGGCCAGGCGCAAAUGCCGAUGUCUGUCCGGGAAGUUCCCACCCCAGGUAACCGACCGGGGCACUUUGCCAGCCUUUAUGAUACCCGGAGUAAAGCAGCCAAGGCCCCUGAUUUCUAUGAUCCAUACUUCCCCCUCCGAUACCUCGAAGUGCCCCGAACCGAUCACAUUUACAAGCGCGCUCACUACGGCCUACAGUCUGGUAUUCAAGAUGAGGUCGACUUUGCGCUAUAUCAUCUGGUCCAGAUAUCCAACCAAAGAUGGGACAAAUUUAAAUUUGAGGGAUUUCCACUGCUGGCGGAAACUCUCAUGCAGAAGGCGUUAGACGUCACAUUUCUUUGCACAGGUGUCAAAUGGGAAUUUGAAUAUGACCCUCUCAAACCGUCCGACCGAGUCAAUGUUCUCAACUCGUUGCAUGGAACGCGAACUGUUCUUGACAAGAUCCAACAAAUCCCGAUCACUCUGCCGUCCGAUACGCUGGAGACCUCCGAGUCCAACCACUUGAUUCGGAAUGUGAGAGAGGCAACUUUAGUGUUGCGCAAUAUGGUUCUACUCGCAGAGAAUGCAUUCUACGUCUCUCGGUAUGCCAGUGGCCUUUUACGAGACUUUCUGGUCAUUCUCAUGAAUUUACCAAAUCAGCCUCGAUUUACUGAAAUCAAGAAUGAUGCGCUCGAUAUCGCCGAAGAGGUGACAAAAUACAUGCGGACAGACGCUCAAGACCCUCUUUGGGUUUCUCUCGUUGGCUUCUUGGAUUCACCAGACCGGGCGCACAUCAUUCGGGCUCUUUGGGCAUUGACUCACUUUUCCACAGAGCUAGAGGAUGGAGAUGUCAACCGGGCCAUCGAUCACAUGUCCAAACCCACUCUCCAACAGAUGUACUAUCACACCCUCUUGGAUCUUGACAGAGAUAUCCUGAGCGGUGCAUUGGAUUUCUGGUACCAAUACACACUAAGCCCCGACAACGUCGAAACCCUGAUGGACGUGAUCAAUUUCCCCACUAUUCUUGUCCCUCGUAUGGUCGCACUGCUCACGUAUGAAGCGCGACCGACAAAGAAGGAGACCGUUCUGCAAGAAGAGAAGGUUGCGCCUCCGCCAUCAGAUAUCCCUCGCGUUCCACACGAGCUUUUGGAGAAGCUGAUGGAGCUACCAGAACCAGAGCGGAGCUCACAGUGGCUCCGUUGCUGCUUUGUCGAGGAUGCUGAGUGCGAAAUUACUCAAAUUGCUCUCUGGCAGGCCUACCAAACUCGAUUCGCCAAUCCUCAACUUCCAGGUAGCGGUGUUCUUCCCGCAGCUGAAUUCAUUAAGAAUGUCAGCAACACCUUUACGAAUGCACAGGCUCAAGUCAUCAAUGGCCCCGGGACCAACACCAAAUUUAUUAUCAAGGGUAUUCGGCCAUUGGAAACCGCGUAUACGUUCGACGAUGUGCCAACGCGCAUUUGUCUCCCCGCCGAUCUACGAAACCACAUCUUUGGCGAGCACAUGAAGCUGCAACCUACGGAAACACCCGGGAAGUUCAAAAUGGAAGCUGCUGAAACCCCCAUCCAUGGUUGUCAAUGGGAUAACUGCACACGAUUCCGAGUCUCUGGGCCUAGUGCCAAUACUUCCUUGGUUGCUGGUCACAUUAUCUCUCAUCUACCUGAGGAUAGACCUGCUGAUGCGGAACCUCCAAGCACCAAGCGUCCUAUUCUCCAGGAGCGAAUAGUCCGCAAGUGGUACUAUAUGGAUACCCCGAUCAACGAGAAGCACGAGCCGAUUGGAGUUGCAUACAAGGCAGCCUUGGUGUUGCGCAACAUUGCUCGCGGCCUUCCUAACCGAGAAGCUAUGAAGUAUGGGAAUGUCUCGUGGAAGAAGGCUUGCUUUGUGAGCCAACGUGCCAAGAUCGUGGAGGUCUGGGACCGCAACCGUGCACUACGCAAGGAGUUGACUGAGUUGAUUAUGGUUAUGGAAAAGGAAGUUGACUAUUGA